This is a messenger RNA of Coffea arabica (coffee), 450 nucleotides long. RefSeq lists its product as uncharacterized. The record is from RefSeq and is a predicted model, not a curated record. Lineage: Eukaryota; Viridiplantae; Streptophyta; Magnoliopsida; Gentianales; Rubiaceae.
AUGCGAAAGAUAAGCUUUCUCUCGCUUGCGAAGUGCUUCAAUGGAUGUCGUGAUCAUACGCAAGUCACAGGAGUUGGAACCAGGAUUUGGAACUUCAGUGACAAGGCAAUUGAGUUGCAGGUAAGAGUGGGAUCAAUACUCAAGAAAGCUCAUUCUUUGAAGCCAGGAUCAUCGAAAAGGCUGAAAUGCAAGAGUAUUUAUAAGAGUUACAUGCCUGGCAAAGGAAAAGGAAGCAAUGGAGGAGGGAUGAGGAGCUUGCUGUAUUACUAUGAUGAAACAUGUCAACCCUAUAUCUGGAUACAUGAUACUGGAUGUGAUUUCUCUAGGAUGGUGAAGCAACAAUAUAUUAGUCUUGAGGAUUUGAGGGAUUGUUCUGAGAUCAGGAUCUUCAGGGAUCAUCAGAGGGGCUGCAUAUCAGUUCGUAAGAAGUUCAGAUCAGACUUUUGUUGA